AUGACCGUGUCCAACAAUGACAAACCUCUCCGAAUCGCCAUUAUCGGUGGCGGUAUCGCAGGUGUCACCCUCCUCCUGGCACUGUUGAAGCACACCUCCCGUCAGAAUGUCGUACCGCACCUUUAUGAAGCCACUCCAGAGUUCUCUGAGAUUGGGGCGGGAAUCGCCUUCGGGUCAAACUCCAUUCGUGCCAUGGAGCUCAUUGACACCGAGUUAGCAGCGGCAUACAAUCGGCAUGCAACAUUUCAGCCAGAUACGGGCGCCUUGGAUAAGAAGCUUUGGUCUAGUUAUCGAAUGGGCAUGGAUGGAAAAGGCGCGCCGUCGAACAGUCUGAAAGCAGGCGAAUACCUGCACGAGGUGCAUGCGCCGGUUGCAAGGAGUAGCGUUCAUCGCGCACGGUUUCUUGAGGCCAUGACCGAACUAUUGCCACCUGAAGAGGGGUACGUGAGUUUCGGCAAAAGACUGUUAUCGAUCGAUGAGGGAACAGACGGAGCCACAGUGCACUUCGCAGAUGGGACCUCCGUAUAUGUCGAUGCAGUUCUCGGGUGUGAUGGAAUCAAGUCCCGAGUGCGGCAAAUUCUGCUCGAAGGAGAGGAGGCAGCUAAUGCUGUCUUCACAGGUAAAUAUGCGUAUCGAGGCCUGAUCCCGAUGGAUGAAGCAGUUGCCGCUCUAGGAGAGUACACAGCACGCAAUAACCAUUUUCACUGGGGAUACGGCGGCCAUCUCUUGACUUUUCCGAUUGAGCACGGCAAGACAAUGAAUGUCGUGGCCUUCCGGACAAAGGAAAAUCGUGUUUGGGAGCAUGGGUCACAGUGGGUGCUACCAGGAAACAAGAAACAGAUGUUGCAGGACUUUGAGGGCUGGGGACCAGAUGUCCGAGCCAUCUUGUCAUUGAUGCGGAAUGCAGAUAUAUGGGCCAUGUUUGAUCAUGCGCCCGCUAGGACCUAUCACCGGGAUGGUCGCAUCUGUCUCGUGGGAGAUGCAGCCCAUGCAAGUACACCGCAUCAGGGCGCUGGAGCCGGUAUGGCAGUGGAAGACGUCUUUGUUCUAUCUCGUCUCUUGGGUGAAGUCCGUGAGAAGAGCCACUUGGAGCGGGCAUUCAUGGCGUAUGAUGCCGUGCGAAGACCUCGCACUCAGCAACUUGUGCGCACUAGUCGGGAUGCCGGCAUGCUCUAUGAGUGCCAAAAGGAGGGUGUGUUGGAUGAUGUUGGCAAAAUUCGCGAGGAUUUGGACAUGCGCAUGCGCUGGAUCUGGGAGCUAGAUGUGGAGCAGCACCUGCAAGAUGCGUUGGAUAUUUUUCAUACUACACACGGACCGGUGUAA
Molecule: messenger RNA, 1323 nt
Organism: Aspergillus tubingensis
Lineage: Eukaryota; Fungi; Ascomycota; Eurotiomycetes; Eurotiales; Aspergillaceae
Product: FAD/NAD(P)-binding domain-containing protein
Exons: 1
Coding region: 1-1323 (440 amino acids)
Biological process (GO): secondary metabolite biosynthetic process
Molecular function (GO): FAD binding
Source: RefSeq, a predicted model, not a curated record